AUGCACAACGAGCCAAGCGAUAACGCCAAGCUCAGGCAGCUGGCCAGCGUCUUGGCGAAUAAGUCGAUCUACGCAGACUUCAAAUGUGCUGGUCUGGGCGCCGUCAUUGAAGGCGGAUGGCCUAUGCCGGUGAUCAGAAGAGUCUUCGCUGACAACCCAUGCGGAGAUCACAUCGUUGACCAGAUCGUGUCGACCUGGCCCAUCUUGCAUAAGCCGGAGGAUGCGGAACCAUUUGUGAAGCAGCAAGUCGAAGAAAACGGAGCAUCUUACAUCAAAAUGUUCCACGAGAUUGGCGACACUCUCGGCAUGGAACUUCCGCGCCCUCCUAUGGAUAUCCAGCAAGCCGUCGUUGCCGCCGCGCACAAGUAUGGUGUGACCACCACAGGCCACGCCUUUAGCUAUGCUGGUGCCAUGGACCUUCUCCACGCCGGAGCCGACGGGUUGAGCCACAUGUUCCUUGACAGGCCACCUCGCGAUGACUACGUUCAGAUCAUGUUAAACAACAAAGCGCACUGCAAUCCAACUCUUGGGCAGUGUGCUUCACAAACAGCAGAGGGCCAAGACUUCCAGAAAUCAUUCUUCGAGGACCCGUUCGCUCAAAACAUGCUCAUCCACAAGACAGCCGGAGAGCCAAUGGGGAUGGCCGCGAAGCAGAAGCCCACGUCCUCUGUGCUGAAUGCAUAUUCAAACACCAAGGCUUUAUACGAAGCAGGCGUCCCUCUCAUUCUAGGAACUGAUGCCGCCGGUGGAGGUGUUGGUCUACCUUACGGUCUUGGGAUGCACAUGGAGAUGCGUGUACUCAUCAAAGAGGUUGGCAUGUCCCCCUUGGAUGUGCUCAAGUCCGCUACAUCGAUUACUGCAGAACGGUUGAAAUUUCGUGAUCGUGGGAGGAUCGAGAGCGGUAGAAAGGCAGAUUUGGUAUUGGUUGAGGGCGAUGUCCUCAGUGCGUUGUCUCUGAGCAACGGGAGGUGCCUUCCCAUAAAGGCAGUGUGGAGAGACGGCGUGCUCGCAUCCAGCUUCGCCGUAUGA
Messenger RNA from Colletotrichum tamarilloi, 1029 nucleotides. RefSeq lists its product as uncharacterized. The coding region runs from base 1 to 1029 and encodes 342 amino acids. Lineage: Eukaryota; Fungi; Ascomycota; Sordariomycetes; Glomerellales; Glomerellaceae. The record is from RefSeq and is a predicted model, not a curated record. Gene Ontology annotation, molecular function: hydrolase activity. The transcript is spliced from 2 exons.